UUGACAUAAAAGUCGACUGGCUUGACUCAUGCCGCACCCUUAAAAUGCUUGACUGCCGCUGGAGGUAACACCAGGGUCGAAGCGAAGGCGAGCAAAGCCGGGGCUGCUUGGGAGUCCCUCGGUGCAUCUCGGCGCCCAUGACAUAGUGCCAUGUUGCUGGAGAGCAUCAGCCUGCUGCUAACAGGCUUAGGUAGCUUUCUGGCAUUCGGGCCCUACCAUGACGACCGCACCUGGAACCUCAUGCGGAACAGCGCCAAUUUGGAACGCAUCCAGGUUCCUUUGGAGGAGCCCAGCCACUUCGGCCUCUACAUGCUCUCCUCUUCCAAGCGGCCUGCGCCACCUGCGCCAGCCGUGCUGUUUGUGCCGGGCCAUGGGGGGUCCUGGAAGCAAGGCAUUAACCUUUGCGCUUACCUGGCCAAGAAGGAUGCCCUCCACUACUACGCUGCAGACUUCCAUGCGUCUGCUUCGGCCUUGCACUCCUCGGUCGUGACCUCCCAGGCUCUCUUCACAGCGAAGGCUAUUGAACGCAUCCGGAAGUUGCACUCAGGUCCGCUGGUGCUGCUGGGCCACUCCAUGGGUGGGAUCGUGGCCUUGCGGGCCAUAGCAAUGGGAGCAGCAAGGCCGGAUGCGGUCUUGCUGGUGUCGGCGCCCUUGCAGCCGCACCCUUUGCUGCUGGAACCCCGAUUUCAGGCUGUCCAGCCGGUGAGCUUUAGCUGGGACUUGCGCUUGGUGUCAGUGUCAGGCGGCCCCACGGAUCCGCUGGUGCCCAUGCACACGGCGAGGCCCAGGACGGGCGUAUUCCAGCCCUUGCCAGGGGCUCGUGACGUCUACGCGUCCUUCAGCCACGUGAAUUUGCUCUUCUCACGGCACAGUCUGCACUUCUUGGCGCAGCUGCUGCGGGGCUUGGCGAAGCGGGAGGAAUUGAAAUCGAGCCCCUGGCGACAGCUUCUGAACUCUUCGACCUCGACACCUUUGCCAGCGCCGGAGGCCUUCAGCUCCCAGUCCAUGGGUGGCGAGGCGGUCCCAUUGAGCCGGCUGGAUCAGACACAGCUCUUUCCGAGGAGCGGAGGUGUGUUUAGCUUUCUGCUCAUGGAGGAGCCGAAGCCGAUACGCCGGCAGCCUGAGAGCAGCACACGAGGGGAGACCUUUGACCCCGCAGACCGGCUGAAUUGCAGUGAAGCUGUGCUGGCCUGGGAGGAUGAAAAGGCGUCCUGGCGGCAGGUGGAGGCCAUCUCCAUGCAGUUCCCAGUGAAGGCAUGUUUGCUGCAGCUGCAGCCUCCCGGCGAGGCAACACGCGUGGUGCUAACGCCUCCUGCC
Effrenium voratum is the source of this 1317-nucleotide messenger RNA. Lineage: Eukaryota; Dinophyceae; Suessiales; Symbiodiniaceae. The record is from the annotation of a GenBank genome assembly.